Molecule: messenger RNA, 1401 nt
Organism: Ilyonectria robusta
Lineage: Eukaryota; Fungi; Ascomycota; Sordariomycetes; Hypocreales; Nectriaceae
Exons: 2
Coding region: 188-1318 (376 amino acids)
Source: RefSeq, a predicted model, not a curated record
CUUCGUACCUCGUCACUUCGUUGCAGCUGCUCCCAGUUGUCCCCAGUUGUCAAGCAUCCAGUCCCAAUCUAACGCCACCCCACCGUCCGGCCCGACGCAUCCUUUGGGAGGGCCUGCAGCAUCGUCUAUUGCGACCCGCGAUUCGAAGCCCGCCUGCGACGGCGACGACGACGACACCACGCCUGCAAUGCCGGUCCGGGCGCGGUCCAAGGUGGUCAAGCUCGCCGUCGCCAGCAAUGCCAGUAGCGCCAGCAACGCCGGCCGGAGGAGUGUUAGCCGCAACUCCUCCUUCUCCAGCGUCGCCCAGGAGCAGCUCGAGCAACUCGCCCAGGACGCCGCGUCCAACGUCGCCGUCGAUGCACAGGAUCUCAAAGUCUCAAUCGCCCGCGAUGAAGAAGACGACAAUUCCGCCAUGGGCGUUGGUCUCAACUCCGAAGCCAUGCUGUCCAACAACAGCGGCAUGUUGCACAAUGCCCUCGAUGCCACCCCAGAGGCCACCCCCUUCCCCACGCCCAUAAACCAGACGGCCAACCCGCCCACCCGCACCGCCGGAGACGUGGCACUGGGCAUAUACGGAGACUCAAUCAAGAUCGAUAGCGCCCUAUGCAAAAAGCUGGCGUGCGAAGAGGCCUUGCGCGAUCCCGGCCAGCGGCGGACGGGACAAAAGCUCAACAUGGAACGACGUAGCAAUGUCGAGGCAAUGCUCGCCCACGUCACGGGCGAACAAGUUGCGCGGCCAUGCAAGAACUGCCACAAGGGCCAUGGGCCAUGGAACCAAUGCGUCGUCUACGACGGUCAAAUGUGCGGUAGUUGCACGAACUGCUGGUUCAAUGCUAGCGGGGCGAGAUGUACGUUUCAUGAAAACAACCACCCUCAGGCACAGACCAUCUUUGGCUCUGCCGUGUCCGUGGCACACCAGCCCACCUUGCUCUAUCAGCAAACGCCGGUUCCGCUCCCGCCAAUGCCCCAGGCCGCCCCGGGCAUCUCCCAAACAGUGCCCACCAUGCCUCAGCUUUCCCCCGCUACUGUGACUAUGGCCGCUUUCCCGGACAUGGCCCAUUGGGGCUUGACUGAUCCGACUAGGCGUCUGGUCACCCAGGCCAUGGGCGAUGUUGUUGGCUUCUCUCGGAGGGAAAGACACCUCGCAAGAAUCGAAGCCGCUGCUAAGGAGCUCGGUAUGCGAGUUGCAGAGUAUGAUGAGUACCUUCGGACGCCAGAGGGCAUGGCUGAGCAUCAGCGUGCUCAGGAGCAAGCCCAAGCCCACCUCUCCGAUGCUGGGCUCGAUGACACGCACUCGCACGCGAGCCCGCUGCCCUGACGGAUGCAGCAUUCUUAUGUUCUGCCAUGCUGAGCCUUUGCAUCAUAGUUGUGCAGGCAACAACGCUGGAAACAUAUCUACCU